GACUUGCACCACGCGUGACAUGCGGCUGAUCGAUGUUCGCACGAUUGAACUUCGAUGGUUCAAUGACGAUGAAAUACCCGAUUAUGCAAUUCUUUCGCAUACAUGGGGUGCAGAUGAGGUGAGCUACCAGGAGUUAGUGUGGAUCAACCGCAUCAAGGCAUUCACAGCCAGCUACGAGACACCCUCGUCCUCAAUCGCCUCGCUCAGUAGCCAAGAUGAGUCUUCGUCGCUCAUGCUGGCUGCGAUGGAGACAAUGUUGCGAAGUAGUACGAGCUUUGCAACAAAUUUGAGCGGUGUUAAAGAGGAGGACCUCCUAAGAAGACAAGGGUACUCGAAGAUUGUCAACGCCGCAAAGGAAGCCAAAAACCUGGGCUUCAAAUACAUCUGGAUCGACACAUGCUGCAUCGACAAAUCGUCAAGCGCAGAGCUCCAGGAAGCCAUCAAUUCUAUGUAUCGUUGGUACAGGAAUUCGGAGGUUUGCAUCGUUUACCUUGAAGACGUCUGGCCGUCCGAGGCUGGGCCAGGCGAAGGCCAAACUGCAUCAGAAAUCGCUAGAAAUGCUUUUGAUACUAGUCGCUGGACGAAAAGGGGAUGGACUCUCCAAGAGCUUGUUGCUCCACCAAUCUGCCGCUUUUAUCUCCGUAACUGGAGACUCCUCGGCGAGAAAGAGGAGUAUAUACAAGAGCUUUCAGCGACUACCGGCAUACCUGUCUUUGUGCUUGAGGAUAGCCGCUCUAUCAGCGAGGUUUCCGUUGCUGAACGUAUGUCUUGGGCUGCCGAUCGUCAGACAACUCGUGUCGAAGACCUCGCAUAUUGUCUCCUUGGGCUCUUCGACAUCCAAAUGCCAUUACUGUACGGAGAAGGUAAUAAAGCUUUCAUUAGGCUGCAGGAAGAGAUACUCAAGACGACGGAUGACUACUCUGUCUUCGCCUGGCGCGCCAAAGACUCCACUCCAUCAAUCUACCGCGGCCUCCUCGCUCGCUCGCCCAUCGAAUUCCGCGACUGUCAAUCUUUCGAGCGCGAAGAAAGCAUGGCCACUUUCCCAAUCAAUCCAACGCCUAUUGGCCUGCAUGUUCAACUUGAGUUCCUUCCCCAUCCGCAGGACAAAACCCGCAUCCUAGCUCUCAUCCGUGCCUCCAACUCGCUGAAUCAAAGGAUCGCAAUCACUCUCAAAUGCCUCGAUGGCCUAUCGCAAUAUGCACGCAUCGACGCUGGUGCGCUAACUCCCAUAAAUGACUGGCCUACAGGUCAACUCCGCACGAUCUACGUCCGCCAGAACCCUUCCAUCCCACCUGACUUCACGACGCCCGAGUUCUCAUCGUUUCAUAUUCGCCGGCGCUUCGCGAAUCAAAGCAUUCCGCCUGUACGCAUCAUCUCUGCCUUCCCGCGGGAACUGUGGGAUAGUGAAACACAUGAGCUGCGGAUCCCGGUAUCAGCACCCAAGGCGUUUGGAGUGUUGCUAUUGAGGGUGCAGAAUCACGCUUAUGCGCAAUCCCUCAGCUUUCCUGUUGCUUUUGGAUUCGAUAGAGCGACGUGUCACUACUGGAUCAAAGCAGUGCCAGACUAUGUUGCGCCGGAAGGCCUAGGUGCGAGGGCCGCAUGGCAGACGGUGUUGAAAAGGGACUAUAUACCAGAUGAAUGCUAUGAUGCUCGGACAGAAGGGGACGUGAGGCGUGAUAUCUUCGUUGUGGGGGACAGUGGAGUAGGCAUCAGUGUGGGCAUCAAGGCAGGCUUAGUCGGCGACAGAGUCGCAUUGGUGGUCAGUAUCGAUGGUUUGAUAUGGUGGCACUGAUUUGACUAUUGUGUGCCAUACUGAGCUUCUUCUGACGAUAAUCUACACGAUACAACUCAGAACCGUACUUUGAUCUAUCAAUUGCCGAAAAGAAAUCUUGUUGUACCGCAUUAGGCCAGGUUCCAGAUAUGGCGGCAGUGUAGGGCAAGACAUUCCUCAACGAGCGCGAUAAGGCAGAGUCAAUCGGCAGCGGCUCACCAAAUUGUGGGAGCAGCAGGAUAGAUCUAUCGAUACGAUCUACAGGGGAGCCACCAUCAUCCAUGUAAGCCUGGAAGUAUUUGAGUAAUUGAAUAUGGAGCGAGCUAUCAAUGGAAAAUGUCACUCAGACGAGCAUGGCG
This is a messenger RNA of Boeremia exigua, 2130 nucleotides long. RefSeq names its product heterokaryon incompatibility protein-domain-containing protein. Lineage: Eukaryota; Fungi; Ascomycota; Dothideomycetes; Pleosporales; Didymellaceae. The record is from RefSeq and is a predicted model, not a curated record. The transcript is spliced from 2 exons. The coding region runs from base 20 to 1792 and encodes 590 amino acids.